This is a messenger RNA of Tricharina praecox, 2124 nucleotides long. RefSeq names its product armadillo-type protein. The record is from RefSeq and is a predicted model, not a curated record. Gene Ontology annotation, biological process: ribosomal large subunit biogenesis; protein import into nucleus. Lineage: Eukaryota; Fungi; Ascomycota; Pezizomycetes; Pezizales; Pyronemataceae. The transcript has 6 exons. Bases 115 to 2025 code for a protein of 636 amino acids.
GUUUUGGAGCGCUGGUCUCAGGUGAUACAACCAACAAAAAAAAAAGUUCAGAGCCCGCUUCCACCAAUCCCCCUCCUCCUCCCCCGCAGUCUCUUCGAAAACGAAUCCGCAGCCAUGGGGAAAGCAACAAAAAAGCCCAGAAAACCUGACGCUCGCAAGGCCAGCGACCCCACCGGCGCUCGGCCAAAGAAACCGGCACCUCCAGCGACUCCGCAAACUGAUGCACUCCACAAAUCCACAAUCCUCCCCAUCAUCAAAAGUCUGGGCUCUGCCAGCGCGGCUGACCGCGCAGCUGCUCUGUCAAGAGCAUGCACCGAACUACUCGGAGAUGACACGUGUCGGUUCUUACUACUGAAGGAGAGGAUCGUGGCGAAGCUCAUGGACGAUUCGGUGCACGACACUUCAGAGGAUGUGGUGGUGCUGGCGUGGCGCGCCCUCUAUAUUAUUGCGAAGGAGGAGGGCUACGAUCAUUGUAUAAACAUGUACAGGAAAGAUGUGCUCUCUAAAAUAAAGGCAGUUCUAGAAAAGCUCGCUGUGAGUAUAGAGCCUAUCGCGCUGGAUCCUUCGAAGGCGGACGCAAACACGGCACGGAAUAUAUGGUCCUUAACGGAGAGUGUUAUCGGUCUUCUGAAAUGCCUAAGUGAGGAGAGUGAGCAGGCUCUGGACGCAAUAUCGAAGAUCGACAUACUUCCCAUUCUUCUAGGUCUCCUAAAGCCUGGAAUCAGCGUGCCGGAGGAAAUCAGAUCGAUUGCGAUCCAAUGCUUGAGCUCCUUGACCGAAGACAACGAUCCUCUCACGUCAAAGAUAAUUGAAGAGCAAUCUCAAUAUGUCCCACAAUUGAUCCAGCUCAAGGACGACAAUUCUCCCAUGGUACAGAUGUGUGCAUGCGCUGUCUUACACAAUCUCUCACUCGCACCAACGGAAUUCGAGACAGACCUCACCGAUGCCCUAUUACUCCCCAACCUCACCUCCUACAUCAAAAACACUGCCUCCUACGUUGUUACCUCGUACGACCCCUCACGCGCUUCGUCCGACGACGUGGCGGGGCUCCGCGCCGCAGAAAUCGCGCUCGAAGUAGUGGCAUCGAUUGCAACCUCGGUAGGCUAUGAGCUCGAAGACGCAGUGCCACCGGCCGCAAACCCGGAGCCAGAGUUUAUCGAUGAGAACGCCCCAUCAGACGGCGAGGAUGAGCAGAUGGCCGAUGACAUUGAGGACUUGCGAGAAGACAUGGACAUGACAACGGUGGAAGACAGCUCAGACCUCUACAGUGGCGCAGACAAGAUCCUGCAAUACCUGCUUGAGUCGACUACGCCGGCCGUAAUCCUCCUCUGCAAGCCUUCUCUUCCCGCAUCCCUCACCAAGAUCCAGCUCCGUGCGCUAGCGGCGUUAAACAAUAUUGCCUGGACGCUCGACGCUGCUAUAACCUCACGUCCCCGUCUAUCAUCAAAAUGGCAUAGCCAUGUCAAGACUAUCUGGAAUGUUGUUAUCGCUCCUGUCCUGACCGCAAACACUGCCGAUAUCGCUCUCGCGGACGCAGUUGCUGGUGUGGCCUGGGCCGUCGCCAAGGCGUCGGAAGGCGUAUUGGACCUGCAGGGUGGGGUGCUGCACAAGUCGUUCAUCAGCCUAUACCAGGCUGCAACCACCGAUGAGUUGCGCACAAAGUGCGUGGGUAUCCUAGGGUGUCUUGCGAUGCCACAGGACCGAAUCGAUGUGAACAAGGAUGUCGGAAUCUUCCUUAUGGGGCUGAUCACUGCCUCGCCACUAACUCCAGCGCCGGCUGUUGUCGAAGCGCUCAACGCCAUCUUUGAUAUCUACGCCGAUGUCGAGUACCAGUACGAUCGCCCAGUCUUCGUGGAGUUGCAAUUCCUGAAGCACCUCGAAGCAGAUCUUCCUGGGAUCAGAACUAUGGUUAAGAGGAUCGAUAGAAAGAGGUUCCCCGAGCUCCGCUUACGCGCUGACGAAGCGUUGAUGAAUCUGACCAGAUUCAUUCCCUACAAGAAGAAAGAGCAGGCGAAGCUGGCGUAAAGCAACAUCAACAUAAUAAAAUCUGGGAAAUUUUAAUGGGUACCAAAACGUUUUCGUUCAUAGAGUGAUAUUUUAUGAAUAUAUCUUGCGACUCUCAUC